Centropristis striata (black sea bass) is the source of this 2593-nucleotide messenger RNA. Its product is annotated as interleukin-18 receptor 1-like. Gene Ontology annotation, biological process: signal transduction. Bases 155 to 1750 code for a protein of 531 amino acids. NCBI's taxonomy places the organism in Eukaryota, Metazoa, Chordata, Actinopteri, Perciformes, Serranidae. The transcript is spliced from 10 exons. The record is from RefSeq and is a predicted model, not a curated record.
CUAUCUACAGACGUCUGUUCUCUAUCUAAAGAGGUCUGUUCUUCAUCUGCAGAGGUCUGUUCUUCAUCUACAGAGGUCUGUUCUCUAUCUAAAGAGGUCUGUUCUCUAUCUAAAGAGGUCUGUUCUUCAUCAGAGGUCUGUUCUGCUGGUCACCAUGAUGGAGAGAGUUCACCUGCUGCCUCUGCUUCUCACGCUGUCAGUCACAGGUGUUUGUCCCAAAAGUGAGAUAGAUGUACGUACUGUACAUGCAGGUGAGAUGGAAGUGCUGACCGACAGCAGGUCUAACCACAGCGAUGCCAGACGGGUCUGGACCAGCUACACCAGCCGGGGCACGGAGGAGAUCAGCAGCAUGUCUUCAGCCCAGCAGAGGCUCAGAGCUCUGCUGCUUCAUGGGGGGCACCUUGUUAUUCUAAGAGCCUCUAGAAACCACGAGGGGAAUUACUCCUGCUCUCUGAGGACUGGCAGCCAGUUGUGGUUCCGGCUGGUGGUACAGACAACACAGUCCAGAGAGCAGAAGAAGCAGAGCCAGUACUCUAAAACAUGUUUUGCAGAAGAGGCCUGCAGUUUGAAUUGCCCUGAAGUAAACACACCUGCUGCAAACAUCCCCAAUAUUACCAGCAACGGCAUCAUAUGGAACAAGGAGGGCGAGUUGUCGAAGGGCUACUUCCCGUGUGUGGAGGAGAAUAAUGGUGGUGUCUACACCUGUACCAGAUUAUACCUGUAUUAUGGUCAGAUCUAUAACAAGACCUUUACAGUUCGGCUUAUUGUUGAACCAAAAGAAAAUCUUAUGAUACCAGCGAUCACUUCACCAACCGACGGUGAUGUAGUUUAUGUAGAAUUGGGCUCACCAAAGGUGAUUCACUGUAAAGCUGUUUUGUAUUCAGAACUUGAUGGCAUUUUCUGGUCCAGCGAGAAAUCGUUCAUUGAAAAGAACAGCAGCUUUCCUGUUUUCUACAAUUCCUCGCGGGACACCAAGGGUGAAGAAACAAAGAUGAUAGCAUCUCUCGUCUUCAAAAGUGUUUCAAAAGAGGAUACGUCAAAAAAUUACACCUGCCGACUGGAAUCUGAGUCUAGGUCAAGCAAGGUCACCAUCACUUUGGUCGAAAAACCUGGCGUUUCUUACGUCCCCCUGGCUCUCGGCGUGGUGUGUGUCAUGGUGGUGAUGGUUUCCACACUCGUUCUCUAUGUGAGCUUUAAAAUCACCAUCACUCUUUUCCUGAGAGACACUCUCGGCUGCCAUAGCAGGACUUCAGAUGGUAAAAGCUACGAUGCCUUCUUGAUGUAUUACGAGAGCGACGCAGACGCAGGACUACAUGAAGAAGACAGAAAAUACCUGGAGAGAGUUUUGGAAGAGCGCUUUGGUUACAGCCUCUGUCUCUAUGAACGUGACGUCUUACCGGGCCAAGCUGAAGCGGAGGCAGUGCUGGAGUGCAUAGAGCAGAGUCGCACCGUGGUUUUGGUUCCCACCUCUCCAGAUCCUGGUCCAGGGUCUGGCCUGCUGAUUGCCCUCCAUGAAGCCCUUGUUGAGAGGCAGACUCGCUUGGUUUUCAUCAACACUGACACAACAGAAGAGUUGAAAUGUGGUUUGUUACCGGAGACCUUACAGUUCCUUAGUGAGACUGGAGACUGUGUCACCUGGAAGGGCCAAAGCUCCAUGCAGCCCUCGUCCUCCUUCUGGAAACAGCUCCGUUAUUACCUAGCGGCUCCACAGUAUUCAGCCAAAGCAAGACUUCUCCCUCAGACAGUCUAGGACGCUUUGUCUUGCUAACAUGUCUGACCAAGUCACAACAAAUGGCUUAUAUUAUAUCUGUUUUAGGUGUAUGACUAAAUAAAUAUAUACGACAAAUGCAGUCGAACACAAGACAUUAACUGACCCGCUGAAGAUGGUUAUACUUUAUUUUUACCAUUUAAGUUAGCAUUUCUAUGUAACAUCUUUUAUUAUUAGACUGCCCUCUUUUUUUACUUUGUAGUAUACUGCUGACACAAGCAACAUUUCCUGUCAGCUGCAAAGAUGCAUACUGUAAUUAUUAAGGAAAAAUGCUUUUUGUCAUCAACCUUACAGUGUGUACUCUGACACAUGAACAAUUCUCAUUACAGUUGAGUUGUUGCUUUUUCUAGCGUCUCCUAUACUAAAUUAUUUAUCUUUUAUUUUAAAGAUUUAUAAGGAAGUGUACCACGGGAAUUACUGAAAUACAUUUGUUUUAAUAUCUGUGCUGUCACUGCAUGUACUGUUCCAUAAAAUGUGAAAUCUUGUGAGAUUUUUUAGUGUCUUAAAACGCUCGUGAUUGGCUCAUACUUGUUACGUCUUUAUUCCUAAUGACCAGCAGGGCACGAAUCCACUUCCUCUGUAUUUAGUAUUACAUUAUUAAAUGUCAAAUACCGUUUUCAUGUUAAUUUGUAUUUCAGUUGUGAAUAAUUUGAUUUUGUUAAGUUUGCUUUUUUUUUAUCAAUGUAAUUAAAUAAAAUGUUACUUUCAUGAAUGGAAAACUGGGGUAAAGUGAAUAUAUUGUAUUGCAUUUCAGUGAAAAAUAUGAUGUAAAUAUAAUCCACUGUACAGCAGAGUAAAACUUUGAAUAAAUUGAAUGUCUCUCCA